UCAACGUGCGUCCUCUAAGCUGAAAGGCUUCCUCAAUCCUCAUGCUCUCUGCAACUCCAUUACCAAGAUUAUGUUUCACCGCCUGAGAACAACCAUCUCCAUCUUCAUAACUCUCCAUUAUUGAAGACAAAUCGAAGGGCAAACUUUUCCCCUUCUUUCCCAUCACUGUUUCAACACUCUCUUCUAUCGUUCUGAUGUUCUCACCGGCAAUUUACUCGCUCAAAUCCACACUGUUUCAAGUUCGCCUAUCUGUUCUCUUUGAUACUCAACCAUCCAAACCAACACGACACAGAAAGCGCCUUGCCAAAUCAAAGAUUCACGGCCCAGACUUGUUCUGUUCCUCACUCAAUCACUCAUCUUUCUUAACCGAUUCCAGCAGUUCUGUUAAACUCGAGGCCCAAUUUGUUGAAAGCAACGGUCUUUGCUCAGAGACACUGUUACCCAGUCAAUUGAGAUACUUGUGUGAAGAAAAUGGUUCUUGUUCUGAUACUUUAGCAACUAAUCAGCUGACAGAGUCCUAUGUGCUCGGCUACUUACUUCAGUCUUGUUGUAAUGUAAAAGAACUUAGGAAGGUGCAUGCCAUGGCUGUGAAGUGUGCUAAAGAAUCAAAUUUUUAUGUUGAGAACAAUCUGAUUAGCAUGUAUGUGAAACUUGGGUAUUUGGCGGAGGCCCAGAGGGUGUUUGAUAAUAUGCUGGAGAGAAAUGUUGUUUCUUGGACUGCUAUGAUCAAUGGGUAUAUGAGAUUUGGAUUGUACAAGGAAGCUAUGAGGUUGUUAGCAGAGUUUGUUCACGAGGGGUUCCAAUGGAAUUCAAAGACCUUUGUGUGUGUGUUGAAUUUGAUUGCCAGAAGAUUUGAUUUUGAGCUAGGAAAGCAAGUACAUGCCUGUGUACUAAAGAGUGGUUUUAAGGGUUUGAUUUUAGAGAGUUCUAUUUUGCAUUUUUACUCACAAUGUGGUGAUUUAGAGGGUGCUUUUCGAGUAUUUGAUAAGAUGAAAGAACGAGAUGUGGUUUCUUGGACGACUUUGAUAACUGCUUGUUCACAGCACGGGCAAGGAAAGAAGGCUCUUAUCUUGUUUUCAACAAUGGUUUCUGAUGGAUUUGAUGCAAAUGAGUUCACAGUCUGUAGUGUCCUCAAUGCUUGUGGGGAUGAGAAAGAGUUGAGAUUUGGGACUCAACUACUAGGGGCAAUAGUUAAAAGGAUAUAUAAGAUGGAUGUCUUUGUCAGGACAUCAAUUGUAGACAUGUUUGCAAAGUGUGGACAAAUUGCAAAUGCUAGGAAGAUAUUCGAUGGGACGAGGAAGAGGAACAUUGUAACGUGGACAUCUAUUAUUGCAGGAUAUGCUCGUAAUGGCCUUGCUGAAGAGGCCAUAAGUCUAUUUCGGAUAAUGACAAGGAGAAAGAUAUUUGCUAAUAAUUUGACCAUGGUUAGUGUUCUUAGGGCAUGUGGCCUACUUAGAGCUCUACAAACUGGAAAGGAAGUGCAUGCACGAAUUAUCAAGAAUUUUCCCCAAAGCAACAUUUAUAUUGGGAGUUCCCUGGUUUGGCUUUAUUGUAAAUGCGGUGAAAACUCCAUGGCAAAUAAGGUCCUCCAAGGCAUGCCUUUCAGAGACGUAGUUUCAUGGACAGCAAUGAUUUCUGGAUGUGCACAUCUAGGACACGAGCACGAGGCACUUGAAUACUUGAAGAAGAUGUUGGGUGAAGGUGUAGUACCGAACUCUUUUACCUAUUCAUCAGCCUUGAAAGCUUGCACGAAACUAGAAGACAUUGGUCGGGGGAAAUUGAUACACUCCUCCAUAAACAAGACCCCUGCAAUUUCAAAUGUGUUUGUGGGAAGUGCACUGAUCAAUAUGUAUGCAAAAUGUGGCCAUCUUCCCGAAGCUAUUCAAGUGUUUGAUAGCAUGCCAGAGAGGAACUUGGUUUCUUGGAAGGCAAUGGUAAUUGCCUAUGCAAAACAUGGGUUCUGUGGAGAGGCUUUGAAGCUCUUAUAUAGGAUGCAAGCUGAAGAUAUUGAAGUGGAUGAUUACAUCCUUUUAACAGUACUCACUGCCUGUGGAGAUUUUGAGGAGAGUGUGGAGUUGGCAACUGAUUGCCAUUUAGACAUGAACAAAUCCAGUCUAAAUUCUUGUUGACCUACUGGAGGCUAUGGAAAAGCUUAAAACUCUUAACACAUGAAGCUAUGGUGAUCACAUAUGAUAAUGAAUCAAACAGUGGAGUCAUUUGAUGCUGUUCAUUUGUCGCAGAUCAUCUAAGCUUAAGCACCGUCAUGAUUUAUAGUCCGCCUCACAGCUGUUGAGUAUAUAAUAUAUAAACAUAAAUGUGCAAUUCAACUAUCAACUUAAGCUUUUAGUUGAGAUGGAGCACAUGCUUCAAUUUGGUAUCGCCAAUGGUCAUCUAUCAGCUAUUCAGCUUAGAUUUUUAGUUGAGAUGGAGCACAUACUUCAAUUCCAGCCGACAUUCUAUAGGUUGAACUCUUGUACUAAGGGAAAAAGCUGAGCUAGACAUACAAGUAACUUUCAUUUAUAAGCAAGAAUGUAUUUCAACUUUUACAACAACUUCCAAGUAUAAUGAGUACAUAUAUUAUUGUAA
Molecule: messenger RNA, 2586 nt
Organism: Ipomoea triloba (trilobed morning glory)
Lineage: Eukaryota; Viridiplantae; Streptophyta; Magnoliopsida; Solanales; Convolvulaceae
Product: pentatricopeptide repeat-containing protein At4g18520, chloroplastic-like
Exons: 2
Coding region: 195-2129 (644 amino acids)
Biological process (GO): RNA modification
Molecular function (GO): protein binding; RNA binding
Source: RefSeq, a predicted model, not a curated record